AGGUAUGGCAAGAACUUCUUGGUAUAUUCAUAUUUUAGAUGAGAAAUUGAAAUGUACAUAUGUUUGUAUUUUGGGGAUCAACUCUUUCUUUGAGAUCUUCAAAUGAGAUCUAUUUUACAUUAUCAAAUUGUCAUAACUAAUCUUGGGUCAGAUGUGGUUAAAGACUUGCUUGGUAAUUAAGCUGACAAAGCCUUUUCUAAAAGGACUGUUUAUUCGGAAGAUCAUUGUAUAUUAACGCCCAGACGUAUGCAACUAUAAUUAUCACAAUCUCUAUCAAAGUCAACAACAAGCGAAAGCUUUUAGCUGGGUCCGGAACAUCUUAUUCCUGCUCCGAUCAGCUGACAAUGAUUACACCACACCCAGUUUUGUUUUCUUCUGGUCCAAGCCGGCUUAGCUCGCCAAGUGCUCUAAGUUUUCCCUGAUUUUCGGCAGUAUUAUCUAGAGUUCAUCACAAAAAAUUGACCAAGGAAAAGAACAGAUUACCGAAGACUAAGUUUCCGGUACAAAUGGUGUGUGUGUGUGGACCCCCCAGCUGAUUGAACUCUGUUUUCAGGUGCCUAGGAAAGUGAUCCAAUUCCGCGGCAUUUCAUUUCUCAGUGAAGUGAAUCAGAUAGUCCAGAUAGUCAGAUUAAAAAAUGGGGAACCCCACCAAUAUCUUGGAUUUACCAUUGGAGAUAUUGGAUUUCAUUUUCAAUAAGCUAACCCUUGAAAAUAAGAUAAAGCUGGGCCUAGCUGAUAAUAAAUUGGGAGCGGCAUUUGCCUAUCAUAGUCGAAAUGAAUAUAAAAAAAUUUCAUCUCGGAAUUUACCACUUGAGAAUUGGUCUGACUUCUUGUCGAUUUGUGGCUCAAUUGUUGACGAAGUGAACGUUAGCAACUUAGACGUUCAAUAUUUAAAAUUGAUAGAGCAACAUUGCUGUAAUCUUAAGAUCAUAAGCAACCUCUACGUGACAGAUAACAAAUGCUCUGCGACUAAAAACUUGAUCCGCGGUGUAAGAAGUCUAACGUCUCUGGAAAUAAGGAUUACUAAUGAUGCCACAGCAGAAGUAGUUCUUGCUUUGCAAGAACUUCCAAAUUUAAAAAUAUUAAAUAUUCAAUAUUUGGGAGAAGAUCAUGAUGAUCGUUCAUCGGGAACUUUAAAGCACCCAUCGAGCUUGGAUCUAGCUGAGGUACACCAAUUGAUCAAUUUAGAAGAGUUGACAAUAGGCGCGACACUCUGGCCUAUGUCACUUAACAUUAUGGAUCUUCCAUCCAAGUUAAAAAUGCUUCGGUUCCUAACAUUAACCAAUUUAACAAUUAGCUCACCAAUUGAAAAAGUAGAUUUUAUUUGUCCAUCCCUAGAAGAGCUUGUCAUUACACAUUCACAAAUUGAAUUUGAGUUGCCAUACUGCCCAAAGCUUCGUUCUCUGAAGGCAUUACAUUCAAAAUAUGUUUCGAAUAACCUCAAAUGGCUUUCAGAGCACACAAAAACUUUGGAAAUACUUCAAGCAGAUGGGAACAUCUUUCAGAAAAAUAUUUUAAACAGUAUAUUUUUAUCGAAUAACUUUAAGACAUGGGAGUUUCCAAAUAUCCAAGAAUUAGGUAUUAAUGAUUCCGAAAUUAAAUUCCCAUUGCCAUUUUGUCCAAAAUUAAAGUCAUUGGAACUAAAAUCCACUUGCUUUUUUUCAAUGAACUUUUUCUUCAAAUGGAUUUCAAAACACGGAAGAACAUUACAUAAGCUAAAAAUAGGCUUUGAGUUAUUCAAGGACAAUUGUCGGUUGACUAAACUUUUAAAAAUUCAGAGUCAACAAUGGACAUUACCUUCGUUGAAAGAUCUCGAAAUUUCCUUUCUCCGAAUGUCGUUCGGUUUACCAUAUUGUCCAAACCUUCUGUAUUUGAAUGUGAAGCAUGUUGAAUGCCACUCAAUGGAUUACUUUUACAUCUGGCUUUUAAAACAUGCGAAUAAUUUGCAAAGCAUCGAAUUGACCGAAGAACUACUUGAAGAAUCUGAAUUUCUUAAAUUUCUCUCAAGAUGCAAACAAAUCAAAAAAUGUAGCAUUCCCAUCUUUUCGAGAAAAAUUUCGUUCGAAUUUCUUAAUUCAUUUAUAAAGAUAUUAAAAAAAAGUGGAGUCUCGUCAAAAGAUCCAUUCGAAAUUACUGUUUCUUCAAAUGAAUUUCGGCAAAUAAAUCGUAUGAUCGCUGAAUUUCCAAACUCCGAAAUUUGUAAAUGCCUGGAAAGACACAAUGACUAUGGCGAUCUUGAAACGGAUAUUUUUAAUGAUGAAGCUAUAAACGAUAUAACUAACCUAAUUUUAAAUGCAAUUCAGAUAUAAUUUUAAAAUUAUACAUCAAUAAUUCAUUUUA
Messenger RNA from Drosophila suzukii, 2340 nucleotides. The record is from RefSeq and is a predicted model, not a curated record. NCBI's taxonomy places the organism in Eukaryota, Metazoa, Arthropoda, Insecta, Diptera, Drosophilidae.